Molecule: messenger RNA, 2609 nt
Organism: Rhinolophus ferrumequinum (greater horseshoe bat)
Lineage: Eukaryota; Metazoa; Chordata; Mammalia; Chiroptera; Rhinolophidae
Gene: ZNF79
Product: zinc finger protein 79
Exons: 6
Coding region: 1050-2483 (477 amino acids)
Biological process (GO): regulation of transcription by RNA polymerase II
Molecular function (GO): DNA-binding transcription factor activity, RNA polymerase II-specific; RNA polymerase II cis-regulatory region sequence-specific DNA binding
Source: RefSeq, a predicted model, not a curated record
GCCACCAACCCCGUGGCUGCCCUGUGCACACUGAGGGGUCCACGUUUUCUUUACUCAUCCCAAACUCUCAGUAGGGCUCAAGAGGACCGUGAAGGUGGCUGGGGUUGGGCCUGAACUGAAGGUCCCGGAAGGAGCGAACCCCCGCCUCCCGCAGCUCUGAGAACCUGAACCACUGGAAAGAAAUCAGGCGCCCAGAAACAGUGUAAAUCUGUUCCUGCGCUAAAACUACCACUCCCAGGAUCCUUCGCGCCCAAGUAGCUUCCUGUCUCAGAGGCCCCGGCCGUUGGGUUCCGGUGGACCUAAAAAACAUGGGCAACAAAGCAUGAUGGGAAAUAGAUUCUGGGAGCAAGAACUGGCGGAAGCGUCUCUGAGAAACACAGUCCACGAGGUGUGCGAGUCACAAAGCUGGAACCUAGAGAAAAACGCUUUGACUAGGAAGAGAGCCCGGAGAUUUCUGGAGAAUGGAGUCUGGUGGGACGAGAGGCAUGUGCGCAUUACCGGAAAUGACGCUAUUCAGGCGCGUCCCGUUUGGCGCGGGAGCAGGACCUGGCAUUUGGCAGUAUCUUCGACUGCAGUUUCUGAGCUCUGGCCCGUAGAGCGGGCAGCGGUUUUUUCACGCGCUGUUCUGCUUGAGACCCAGGCGUUGGUUGCGCCUCGGGCUCCCUAGCCGAGGCCUGGCUGUGGCUGGGGAGACACUGAAAUACCGGCUGGAUAGGCCCUAUCGGAGCUUCCAGGGCCCAGCACCGCAGGCUUAGACCCCGACUCGCAGGGGAGAGGCUGGAGAAAAGAGCCCAAUAGUUGGAGCAGGCCUGCAGAGCGGGGCUGGAGCUGCAGUGAAUCGACGCUGACGCCCAGAGAACUGCUGGAAGGCGGUGGCGCGAGGUGAGACCCAGAUGCUGGAGGAAGGAGCAACAACUUUACAAGGGAUUAUUAUCCCCAUUUUACAGAUGAGAAACAAUGAGACUUAGAGGUUACGUGAUUUGCACACUGCAGAACCUCCUUCUCCAGACACUACACUGAUCCAAGAGGAGAGCACAAGAGAGGAAGGAAUGGUGGCUGGUCUCACAGCGGGGCCCCAUGGAUCCAUGCCUUUCAGCACUAUGACUGUAGCUUUUACCCAUGAAGAGUGGAGCUACUCAGGCCCUGCUCUAAGGGACAGGUCCAAGGAGGGGAGACCAGACAAGGCCAGGAACCUGGUCCUACUGGGACUUCCAGUUUCCCAGCCUGGCAUGAACUCCCAGCUGGAACAACGGGAAGGCCCAUGGAUGCUGGAGGGAAAGGGCCUAAGGAGCACCUGUCCAGACUGGAAGACUGUAUCUAAAUCACCAGAGCAACACAUUUCUGAAGACUCAUUCCAAGACAGAAGUGUAGAGAUGCCGCCUGGAGAGUCAGAUCACAGGAACAGUGAACUGAUGAAAAGCUUCAACCUGAGACCAGUCCUCUCUCCCCAACAGAGAGUUCCUGUGGAAGUGAGACCCCGUAAAGGUGAAACGCAAACAAAGAACUUCAGGAAGACUUCAAGUAUCAUUAAAUCUCACAGAGUGAAACCAUACGCAUGUAAUGAAUGCGGCAAAGCCUUCAGUUACUGUUCUUCCCUUUCUCAGCAUCAGAAGAGCCACACAGGGGAGAAGCCUUAUGAGUGCAGCGAGUGUGGGAAGGCCUUCAGCCAGAGCUCAUCGCUUAUCCAGCACCAAAGGAUUCACACCGGAGAGAAACCUUACAAAUGCAGCGAGUGUGGAAGAGCCUUCAGCCAGAACGCAAACCUCACAAAACACCAGCGAACUCACACUGGAGAAAAGCCCUACAAGUGUACCGAGUGUGAGAAAGCCUUCAGUGACUGUUCGGCCCUGGUCCAGCACCAGAGAAUUCACACUGGAGAGAAGCCCUAUGAAUGCAGCGACUGCGGGAAGACCUUCCGGCACAGCGCCAACCUCACCAACCACCAGAGGACUCACACGGGGGAGAAGCCCUACAAGUGCAGCGAGUGCGGGAAGGCCUUCAGUUACUGCGCAGCGUUUAUUCAGCAUCAGAGGAUCCAUACAGGAGAGAAACCCUACAAAUGUAAGGUAUGUGGGAAGGCCUUCAGCCAGAGCGCAAACCUCACCAACCACCAGAGGACCCACACAGGAGAGAAGCCCUACAAGUGCAGUGAGUGCGGGAAGGCGUUCAGUCAAAGUACAAAUCUCAUCAUCCACCAAAAGACCCACACUGGGGAGAAGCCAUAUCAAUGUAAUGAAUGUGGGAAAUUCUUCAGUGAGAGCUCAGCCCUUAUUCGCCACCACAUAAUUCACACUGGAGAAAAACCCUAUGAAUGCAAUGAGUGUGGAAAAGCAUUUAACCAGAGUUCAUCCCUUAACCAGCAUCAGAGAAUUCACACUGGUGUGAAACCCUACCAGUGCAGCCAGUGUGGGAAGGCCUUCCGGUGUAGUUCGGCUUUCAUCAGACAUCAGAGACUCCAUGCUGGAGAGGAACUGGGAACGUGACCGACAUAGAUGGGGACCCGACAGGUACAUGCACAUACUUUGAAUGCAUCUGGAGACGUCUAACUUAGGAGCCCGGAGCCACGUGCAAAAAGCACCUUUAAUAAAGUCAGAAUUUUACAUGCUGCA